GCCUAGAACGAAUUCCGGCCAAUUUUUUUUUUUGCGCUCACUCUCCUCCAAUGGACAAAUGUGUUCGCGCUAUCGUUUCCAUCUUAGUUAUCUUCUUCCCCAUUCCCUCUUACCCCUCAUCUCUGUAUCCCCGAGGCGACCUCAUCGUCUCUGACGAUCUCUCCACUGUCUUCCAUUCCACCCAUUCACCAUCUCCUACAACCUACUUUGAAGUCCGGCGACCCAUCCCCACCCCCAAGUCGAAGCCUUGUUCAACCCUAGUCCUCCAACACUCCUUCGCCUACACCUACAACUCACCCCCCGUUACCUCCACCUACUCCCCUCCCUCUCACUGCCCGUUUCACCUCUCCCCCUCCGUUAUCAUACUCGAAUGGUCCGCAUCCUGUUCCGGCCGUCAAUUUGAUCGCAUUUUCGGCUUAUGGCUCGCUGGUGUUGAGCUCCUCCGUAGCUGCACCGCUGAGCCUCGCCCCACCGGAAUCGCUUGGUCCGUCCGUAAAGACGUCACUCGCUAUGCAUCCCUUUUCUCAAAACCCCAAACCCUGGCCGUCUAUCUCGGCAACAUCGUUGACCAAACAUACACCGGCGUCUACCACGUCAACGUCUUCUUCCACUUUUACUUCGAUCACCACAGCCGUACUUCGCCGGGGUUUGAUUCUCCCGCUGAUCUAAUCAUUCCCAUCUCCAAAACCCUACCAUUGAACGAUGGGUUGUGGUUUCAAAUCCAGAACGGAAGCGAUUUACAGGGGAAGGAGGUUGCAGUACCAAGGAACGCUUAUAGAGGUUUGAUUGAGGUAUAUGUUUCGUUUCAUUCUAACGAUGAGUUUUGGUACACUAACCCUCCGAAUUCUUAUAUAUCGGAUAAUAAUCUUACCGGAAUUGCUGGGAAUGGCCCCUUUAGGGAGGUGACGGUGAGGUUAGAUAGCGAUGUAGUCGGAGCUAUCUGGCCAUUUACUGUUAUUUACACUGGAGGAAUUAAUCCUCUUCUUUGGAGACCGAUCUCAGCUAUUGGUUCUUUCGAUCUACCUUCAUAUGAUAUAGAAAUCACUCCAUUUUUGGGAAAUAUUUUAGAUGGAAAGAAGCAUUCCUUUGAGUUUGGGGUCACUGAUGCUUUGGAUGUUUGGUUUAUUGAUGCAAACUUGCAUCUUUGGUUAGACAGCAGGAGUGAUUCAACUGAAGGUAGUUUGAUUGAAUAUGAAGCUCCAGGGUUUUCUUAUUCCUUGAUCUCUGAUUUUAGGGGCCUCGAUGGGACUUUUGACACCAGUGCAAAUCGAAGGGUUUCAGCAAUUGGGUGGUUGAAGUCCUCCUAUGGAAACUUCACUACCCAUUUCUUUCAAAAUUUUGAUUAUAGCAAUAAGAUGAAGUUUGAGGGCAAUGGGAGCAUUCAGGAAGUGAACCAGAGCAUAUACUAUAAUCAUGGAACACACACAAAGAAUCAAUCUUCAGUCUUGUACUCUGAGCAUGUUUUUCAGAGCUUUCCUUUAUAUCUUUACACGGGAACUUCCAAUCAGGUUAAUGAUAGCUACUUGUCCAUUGUAAAUGUCACGCUGGGAUUCAAUUGGGACUGGAAGUACUUUGUUGGGCAGUCUGGCCUCUCUGUUGGAACUUUGAGGAAUUUGCAGACUGGUGAGGGUAUUAUGCAUGUGAAGGGAAACCUGGUAACUAGCGGUGUGGCAAGUACCCAACAAGAUUACAGGUUUGAAAGCACUGAUGGCUGCUACUUCAGAAUAGUUAGUAGCAGUAACUACACUAUUCAUUAUGACGAAUCAGGAGGGCGUUGCUCCAAGAGUUCAUGGAUUAGAUCUUUAGGUUUUUUAUCACCCAGAUUGUUACCGCUAAAAGGAAGGAUGAAUAUAUAGCACUAGAAAUACAUGAACUUAAGAAUGUAGUAUAUAUUCGUUAACCAGAUGAAGUGAUUAUAAGCUUAAAAGUGGUGCUGUGAUGAUUCAAAAAAAAAAAAAAAAGAGAAUUCUAUGAGAAU
Messenger RNA from Phalaenopsis equestris, 1978 nucleotides. RefSeq names its product peptide-N4-(N-acetyl-beta-glucosaminyl)asparagine amidase A-like. The transcript has a single exon. NCBI's taxonomy places the organism in Eukaryota, Viridiplantae, Streptophyta, Magnoliopsida, Asparagales, Orchidaceae. Gene Ontology annotation, cellular component: vacuole. The record is from RefSeq and is a predicted model, not a curated record. The coding region runs from base 51 to 1856 and encodes 601 amino acids.